AUGUCUGCUGCCGCCGCCGGCUGGGGUCAGCCUUUGGCAACGAACUCGCCAGCGUCUCGACGAUCAUUAGGUCACUUCCGGUCUCUCUCCUCCAUCGCAGCUACCCCUAGCUACCACCCUCGAACCCCGUCGCUCACUCCCGACCAUACACCGAUAAAGUCCUCUUCCUCGACGCAUUUGCCUCUGGGUCUAAAAAAUGCAUCUGCAGAUUUCGGCGACGAAAUGAGCACCAUACCAGACCCCCGAAGCCGUGCCAUCAGCCCAGCUGAUGACAGUGGUAUUGUGACUCCCAAUCACCAUCCUGAUCUCAAUGACGAAGUUGCCACCCUUAGCAACAAACUUAUCAAUGCAAUCAACCACCAGACGAUAUUAGACGACUCCUUAUCUGCUGCUCGCCACGAACUUGAUGCCGCACGCGAUCGUAUUCGCGAUUUGGAAACCCAGAAUGCUUCGCAACGUGAAAUGCUGGCAGGUGACGUAUGGGUUCGCAAACAUACUGUUGAGGCUGAAAAGAAGGUUUGGCAGUCUAAAAUAGCUGCAGAACGCCAAAAGCGUCUCGACACGGAAAUGGAAAAGAAGAAGAUCGAGCAAGAGCUCGAAAAUCUUACAGCCGCAUUAUUCGAGGAGGCAAACAAGAUGGUUAUCGCUGCUAAGGAGGAGGCCAAAACCGACCACGAGGCCUUGCAGCGCAAAAACGACCAACUCAAGUCCCAGCUGGCCGACACAGAGAGCAUUCUCAAGUCACAACAGGAGCAACUUGUUGAGCUCAAGCACGUAAUGGAACAUAUGGCCGCUGGGCGAGAGGAACACAUCAACCCUACUGCUCCCUCUUCUCCUGGAUUAGCGAAACCUGAUACUCGAGAUGACAGACGAUCUUCCACUGAAGAGCCGGUUCCUUCAUUAUGGGGCGCCGGCACUGUCGUCGAACCUUGUCACCCGAUGAGCUUCUCCCAUCUUAUUCAGCCUGUACUGCGAACCGAUCUUGCUUCCUACGAUGACUUUGUGAGCCUGACACGAAUCUCUCGAAAUCGCGCUAGCAGUCGGGUGUCCUCAGGCUCUGUAAGCGCCCUGAAUGCGCUGACAGGGUUUGGCCUUGGUGGUUCGAUAUCAAGUGCACACCCCUCGAAUGCAUCGACUACUUCGCUCGGCACUCCCAUCCCUGGACCCGGAAGUGCACCUCAGUCACCGAAUACACCAGCCUCGACUAUCAGCGCUGCUUCGAACGCUUCCGCCACUCCUUUGCCAAGCCUGAAGGAGACAAAGUUCUACAAACGGGUUUUGGCAGAGGAUAUCGAACCCACUCUUCGGCUGGAUAUGGCGCCAGGCCUGUCCUGGCUGGCUCGCAGAUCAGUCAUCGCCUCUAUCGCUGAUGGAUCUCUAGUUGUUGAGCCUGUGCCGACGACUGGGUCUCUCGUGGCGUUGACUAAGCCACAGUUUUACCCAUGCUCCUUGUGUGGUGAUUCCCGUAAAGAUCCUGAAUAUCUUCGUAACCACCGAUUCCGAACAAGCGAGACCGACUCUGCUCAACGGCACCCUUUAUGCAAGUAUUGUCUUACUCGUGUGCGCUCGACAUGCGAUUUUCUAGGCUUUCUGCGCAUGGUUAAAGAUGGCCAUUGGCGAGCAGAUAACGAGGAUCACGAGAAGGCUGCUUGGGAAGAGAGUGUGCGACUCAGGGAACAGAUGUUUUGGUCUCGCAUUGGCGGAGGUGUCAUUCCCAGCGUUCCGGUGCCAAUCUCCGUCGACAUGGAAAAGAGCCCUCGCAACAGCCACGAUGGCAGUAUAAGGUCGGAUCAUCUCGAAGUUCCCGGAUUCCAAACCCCACCCACAACAAUGGAGCGAACACAUGGCGCUAUGAACAAGACUGGAUCGAUCGAAGAACCGCAUACACCCCCUAUGCAAACUGACGGAACAACAAGCGUUCGUACUUCUGUCCAGUCUCUCGAAGUGAAGAGUGCCUCAGGAUCAGAAGAAACGAAGCGAUUGUCUCUCACAAUCCCAACUUCUGAUUAA
Fusarium coffeatum is the source of this 2010-nucleotide messenger RNA. RefSeq lists its product as uncharacterized. Gene Ontology annotation, cellular component: Golgi to plasma membrane transport vesicle; cell tip. NCBI's taxonomy places the organism in Eukaryota, Fungi, Ascomycota, Sordariomycetes, Hypocreales, Nectriaceae. Gene Ontology annotation, molecular function: guanyl-nucleotide exchange factor activity. Bases 1 to 2010 code for a protein of 669 amino acids. Gene Ontology annotation, biological process: exocytosis. The record is from RefSeq and is a predicted model, not a curated record. The transcript has a single exon.